Molecule: messenger RNA, 1170 nt
Organism: Letharia lupina
Lineage: Eukaryota; Fungi; Ascomycota; Lecanoromycetes; Lecanorales; Parmeliaceae
Exons: 5
Coding region: 1-1170 (389 amino acids)
Molecular function (GO): heme binding; iron ion binding; monooxygenase activity
Source: RefSeq, a predicted model, not a curated record
AUGGUCCGACCUGUGGUCCGCAUAGCUCCAAAUGAAGUCGACGUUAGUGAUCGCGAUGCCGCUCGAGAGAUUCACCGGGCGAGAGGGGGUUUCUUGAAAUCCAGCUUCUAUACUACUGCCGGGAAAGUCCAGAGCCUCUUCUCGACAACCGAUCCCACUUUCCACUCCAAUCGUCGACGUCUCUUGGGGCCCUGUUUCACCGAGGCCUCUCUGAGUAGCCUGGAGCCGGUCAUCCUCGAGCGAGUGCGGCUGGCCGUGCGCAAACUAGGAGACGAGUCGAAAACCACCGGCAGUGCUGAUGUCCUCAAGUGGUGGACGCUGUUGGCAAUGGAUAUCAUUGGCGAGCUGAGUUUCGGAGAUUCAUUCCACUUGUUGGAAUACGGAAAGGCAAGCAGCUGCCCUCUUUCACAUGUCGCUCAUGCGAGGCAACGCAUUUUCGCAUACAAUAAAGAACGUGUGGCGCGAUACAUGCAAUUGGUGGGAACCAAUCCUGACAUCACCAAAAAUACUCUUUUCACAAGCCUACUCAAGGAUGCCUCUUCGGGUCUGACGGAAUUCGAUCUGACCGUUGAAGCUCAAUCGUAUAUUACGGCAGGCACUGAUACGACCGGAGUGACGCUUACCUACCUGGUGUACGCCGUCUGUCAAGACAAGAAGAUUCAAGACACUCUCGUCCGCGAACUGCAGUCGGUGCCCGAUGAUCUAACCCACCGGGAUGUCCGUGAUCUCCCCUAUCUAAAUUGUGUUGUCGAGGAGGCUUUACGGCGCUACGGCGCCGCUCCCGGCUGCCUCCCGCGAGUUGUGCCGUCGGAAGGAGCUACGUUGGCCGGACAACACCUCCGCAGUGGAACGAUCGUGUCCACUCAGGCAUACAGUGUACAUCGGGAUCCAGAGGCAUUCCCCAACCCGGAAGGCUUCGAUCCCUCCCGUUGGGAGAAUCCCUCCAAGAAAAUGAAAGAUGCAUUCAUGGCCUUCGGGACGGGGCCUCGCGGCUGCAUUGGCAUCCAUCUCGCUCGCAUGGAGCUGCGCCUCGCUGCCGCUCUGUUCUUCCGAACUUUCCCGAACGCGAGAAUCUCGACCAAAGACGGCAUGUCGGAUUCCGACAUGGAGGAGAACAUCUCCUUCUUGCUGAUGCCCAAAGGUCACCGAUGUCUGGUCGAAGUGGGAUGA